This is a messenger RNA of Alternaria alternata, 864 nucleotides long. RefSeq lists its product as hypothetical. The coding region runs from base 1 to 864 and encodes 287 amino acids. NCBI's taxonomy places the organism in Eukaryota, Fungi, Ascomycota, Dothideomycetes, Pleosporales, Pleosporaceae. The record is from RefSeq and is a predicted model, not a curated record. The transcript is spliced from 2 exons.
AUGUCCAUCGGCAACGUCAGCCACCAUGUGCUGACAGCACAGGGUUGCGAAGCAGUCGUAUACCACAUCCCCAUCUCUCCACCCUCCCUUACCCUCCCUUCUUCACCCACGCCAUCCCCAUACAAAACCACAAUCUCCCUCCCUCGCUACUCUACAUGGACAUCAGGACUGCACUUCCACACCACGCACACCGAAUACCUACGUCUACUCCGCGGCGCCAUCUUCAUCUACCUCGACGGCGAGACCCAGAUCCUAAGCGCGAAAGCAGGCGGCAGCGUAGCCAUAUACGGGCAUAAGACUGCAGUAAACACAAGACCUGGCUUACAAGUCAAAGUAAACAAGUACGCGAGACAUGACUGGGGCAGAGCACGUGAGUACUUGUCACGUAGCAGAAGAAUAAUCUGCGUCGCACCGCGUCACCCAGAAGACGUCGACGACGAGGUUGUGGUGGAGGAGUGGACGGAGCCGGUAGAUCUGGUCAAGCCGCUGUUCUUCUGGAAUCUAAAUGCUGUUGUUUUGACGCCGCUGGAUGCGCGUCUUGAAAGAAGGAGGAAGAAGGCAGCGAGGUGGAUGUUAGGUAGAUGGUGGGUGUCUUUGCAGCUGUUUACUAUCUUUCAUGAGUUGGAUAACUGGCCUGUUGUUGUUGGGUUGAGGGGUAUGCUGGGCGAGGAGACGGGCUGGCCGUGGAUGGGGAGAUGGAAUCGGCAGAUUGAGGGGGCGGUGGAAUGGUGCAUUAUCAUGAUUGUGGUGGGAUUCGCGAGGGCGGUGGGGUGGGUGUUGGGCGUUAAGGCUGUUGAAAAGGGACGGACGCCGGAAGGGUUAUGGGAGGGGUAUCAAAAGAACAGAGCGUGGAAGCAGGUGUGA